Molecule: messenger RNA, 561 nt
Organism: Ophidiomyces ophidiicola
Lineage: Eukaryota; Fungi; Ascomycota; Eurotiomycetes; Onygenales; Onygenaceae
Exons: 2
Coding region: 1-561 (186 amino acids)
Source: RefSeq, a predicted model, not a curated record
AUGAGAGCAACCAGAAUGCUCAGUGCGGCGAAGUCCGCGGGGCAUGUUGUCACUGUUGAGCAGAAAUAUACACUUCAAUCCUAUGGAAUAUGGGAAAAAAUCCGUCGAUUCCUCGCCGUUGACCCUAAUCGGUCGACUGGUGUUCCCAUCAAUGCGCAAUUCCGAAACCCUACUCCUGGCGCACUCCCUCCGCAAUCAUACACCGACCCUGUCACGCUUCCUGCUGGAGACAUCGCAGAUAAUCCAUAUUGGAAACGAGAUGUCAGAAGAAACUAUGCGCAGUCAAGUGUGUUAACGCAAGCGGAUGUUGUUGGACUUCUUAGCGUCGGAAGCAAAGCUGAACCAAACGAGCAAGCUCUUCUUCCCGGAGACGCUGGUGCGCAGCAGCUGGUUGAAUUAAAGAAAGAGGGUGAGGAGCGAGGCCUGUCAGCGUUCCUCGCUAGUAAACAGGGCGGCGUUUCCCGGGUGUUGGGACCCAAUGGACUCCCUCCACUCCCAGCAAACUUGAAUCGCAAUGCCAAAUAUCCGAAAAGCGACGAACAAUCAUAUCCCUCUGAGUAA